AUGGACAGUUCGAUUCCUUCAACUCCUACGGUUCCACAAGUUCAUGGUCUCCCGGUUCGUGACAAGGUCUGCAUCAUUGGCAGUGGCAAUUGGGGAUCAGCUAUCGCUACAAAAGUGGGCGUGAAUUGUGAACGACUUCGCCAUUUUGAUUCCAAAGUGAACAUGUGGGUAUUUGAAGAAAUUGUCACACUGAAAGACGGAAGAAAUGAAAAGUUGACCAAGGUCAUCAACGAACAACACGAAAAUGUCAAAUACCUUCCAAAUAUCAAGCUUCCUGACAAUAUCGUGGCAGUAGCCGAUUUGGCAGAAGCCUGCAAAGAUGCUACAUUAUUGAUAUUUGUGCUUCCGCAUCAGUUCCUACCAAAACUGCUUCCAGUAAUCCGAAAGUCGGCUCAUCCGUCAUGUCGAGGUGUCAGUCUGAUUAAGGGGUUGGAUUUCUCUACCGAGACUGGGAAACCCAUUCUCAUUUCCAAGACCAUCUCGGAAGCCAUGGGCAGUAGCUUUCAAUGUGGUGUCCUUAUGGGCGCCAAUGUCGCCAAUGAAGUUGCUGCAGGCAAAAUGUGUGAAUCUACGCUAGCAUCGAAUUUCGGAAACGCGCAAGCGGACGAAGUGACCAGAUUGGCUUUUGAUACUCCUCCUAGCUUUCGUGUCCAACACAUUCACGACGUUGCUGGGGCUGAAGUCUGUGGGGCCCUAAAGAAUGUCAUUGCUUUAGGUGCUGGUUUUGUUGAUGGAGUCGGACUAGGAAGCAAUACCAAGGCGGCACUCUUGAGAGUUGGAUUGAAGGAAAUGGCCAAAUUUUGUCACAUGUUUUUUGCAGGAGUGAAGGACUCGACCUUUACGGAAAGCUGUGGGAUGGCUGAUUUGAUCACUACAUGCUACAGUGGAAGAAAUCGCAAGUGUGCAGAAGCCUUCGCCAAGGAACAGCUGAGUCAAUCGAAGCAAGGCCAAACCAGCAGUGAAGCUAUAUGGGAGGCGAUCGAAAAGGAUUUGUUGAAUGGUCAGAAGUUGCAGGGAACAUUGACGGCAAAGGAAGCUUAUGCAUUGCUGAAGUCGCAAGGAGUACUGGAUGAAUUCCCGCUGAUAACGGUGAUUUACGAGAUUGCUUUUGAAGGAAAGCCAGUGACUUCGAUUGAGGAGGGUAUUCGCGUCAAUUCGCAAAGCAACUCCCACCCCUCACGACUAUAA
Molecule: messenger RNA, 1188 nt
Organism: Cylindrotheca closterium
Lineage: Eukaryota; Bacillariophyta; Bacillariophyceae; Bacillariales; Bacillariaceae
Source: the annotation of a GenBank genome assembly